Molecule: messenger RNA, 6175 nt
Organism: Schistocerca nitens (vagrant locust)
Lineage: Eukaryota; Metazoa; Arthropoda; Insecta; Orthoptera; Acrididae
Exons: 2
Coding region: 3352-4443 (363 amino acids)
Source: RefSeq, a predicted model, not a curated record
UCUCCCUAUAUGGUCACGCACUGUGUCCCGUGCCCAAUCAUUGGCUCCUCGUGACGUAGUGCUGUCCCCACCGAAGGCCCUAUUUCUUUCUCUGUCCACUCCCAGACCUCUCUCUCUAGCCAGGAAUGCUUUCUGUUGAUGCUCAUAAUUGAUUGCUUAUCACGAGUCCCUGCAUAGAGCUUCAUUUGUAUCUGUCGGCUGUUUGCUUUCUUAUCAAGUGCCGCUGCCCGACAGGUUUCGAAAUACUUGAGGCCAUGAAUGAUGAUUACUCCUGAAGUAUUUUACAGACUGAGUUCUCGAAAUAAAGGUUUCUCACGUUAGUUUACAGAUAUUUGCUGAUGUUGCAGUUGUUGUUGUUGUUGUUGUUGUUGUGUUACCAGAGUAGUUCUAUGGACUAUAAAACUGGGGGUAGAAAUGAAUAGAGACAGAAUUCAUCUAUUUCUAUUUUUUAUUUUAAAUAUCCUAUACAAUGAAGUACGUGAUGUUAUUCAUUUAGGGUUGUAUGUUGGGGUUCUAUUACCAUUUCGAUCGGUUGCUGCUCGUUUUGCUGCCUGGCAAAGUCCGUGGGGUCUUCCUAUCCUCACUUCUGGCCACCCUGUCAGCUCCCACCUGCAACAGCUCAGCCGCCACCUCUGCGUGGCCGCAAAACGACGUCGAGUGCAGCGGCAUCCACCCCCACCGAUUCCUGGCGUUUGGAUCGGCUGAGGCCCACAGCGGAAGUUACACCACAGCCGUGUGACCACCGCCCACAGCCAACUGCAGAGGCAUGUUGUGCCAGCUGGUCCUGCUGCCCAGCUCUGCACUGCCCCCACUUGUCCCUCCCACACUUCUCAGUGCAGGGCGAUCCAGCUGUCCUCGUCCGUCGCCUCCACGUCUGCCCCUGCUGCCCGCAACCUCGCUUAGUUGCUCCACCGCCCCCUGCUUAGCCGCCUCUUAUUAGCCUCCUCUGUUUCUUUUCUACAGAGACGUUCCUGCACGAAACAGCUACAUUCUUACACUCUAUUCCCCCCCCCCCCCACACACACACACAGCCAAUUUUGUGUGUGUGUGUGUGUGUGUGUGUGUGUGUUGGUGUGUGUGAUGUCGUCUAAUUUUGAUGGAGACCUUAGUGGCCAAAAGUAUAUUUGUGACAGUCUCUUUGUUGUGCCUAUUGCCCAUCUGCAACUCAGCGUCCCUGGUGUAUUGUGAGGGGCAACUUUCCUUUUCACAAUAUCAUAAUUACAUUAAGUGUUUAUAUAUGUUGACGUUUAUACAUUUUCGUAUAGCUACCCUAUGUAACCAAAAGUAUCCGGACAUCCCCAAAAACAUGUUUUUCAUAUUAGAUCUAUUGUGCUGCCACUUACUGCCAGGUACUCCAUGUCAGCAACCUCAGUAGUUGCUAGACAUCAUGAGAUAACAGAAUGUGGUGCUUUGUGGAACUCAUGGACUUCGAACGUGGUCAGGAGAUUGGGUGUCACUUGUUGUGUCCUACAUCUGUGCACAAGAUUUCCACACUCGUAAACAUCCCUAGGUCCACUCUUUCCGAUGUGAUAACGAAUUGGAAACUUGAAGCUCAAAAGCGUACAGGCUGACCUCGUCUGUUAGCUGAAAGAGACUGCUGACAGUUGAAGAGGGUAAUAUUGUGUGAUAGUCAGACUUCAAUCCAGACCAUCACACAGGAAUUCCAUACUGGAUCGAUAUCCACUGCAAGUAUUUUAACAGUUAGGCGGGAGGUGAGAAAACUUGGAUUUAUGGCUGAGCGACUGCUUGUAAGCCACCCGUCACACCGAUAAAUGGCAAACGAUGCCUCGCUUGGUAUAAGGAGCUCAAACAUUGGAUGAUUGAACAGUGGAAAAACGUUAUGUGGAAUCCAGAAUGAGAUUUUCACUCUGCAGCGGAGUGUGCGCUGAUAUGAAACUUCCUGGCAGAUUGAAACUGUGUGCCGGACUGAAGUUCGAACUGGGGACCUGUGUCUUUUGCGGGCAAGUACUCUACCAUCUGAGCUACCCAAGCAUGACUCACGCCCCGUCCUCAAAGGUUUACUUCUGCCAGUACCUCGUCUCUUACCUUCCAAACUUUACAGAAGCUCUCCUGCGAACAUUGCAGAAGUAGCACUCCUGAAAGAAAGGAUAUUGCGGAAACAUGGCUUAGCCACAGCCUUGAUGAUGUUUCCAGUGCACACUCCUCUGCAGAGUGAAAAUAUCAUUGUGGAAACAUCCCCCAGGCUGUGGCUAAGCCAUGUCUCUGCGAUAUACUUCCUUUCUUUCAGGAGUGCUAGUACUGCAAGGUUCGCAGGAGAGCUUCUGCAAAGUUUGGAAGGUAGGAGACGAGGUACUGGCAGAAGUAAAGCUGUGAGGAUGGGGCGUGAGUCGUGCUUGGGUAGCUCAGAUGGUAGAGAGCACUUGCCUGCGGAGCGUUACGUGGAAUGACGAAUCAUGGUACAUAGUGUGGCAAUCUGAUGGCAGGGUGUGGGUAUCUUGAAUGCCUGGUGAUCGUCAUCUGCCAGCAUGUUCAGCAAGCAGCAACAGUAAAAUUCCGAGGCUGUGGUGUUACGGUGUGAUCAUGUUUUCCGUGGAGGGGCUUGCACCCCUUGUUGUUUUCUGUGGCACUAUCACAGCACGGACCUACAUUAAUGUUUUAAGCACCUUCUUGCUUCUGACUGUUGAAGAGCUAUUUGGGGAUGGCGAUUGCAUCUUUCAACACGAUCGAUCACCUGUUCAUAAUGCACAGCCUGUGGCAGAGUGGUUAUACUACAGUGACAUCCCUGUAAUGGACUGACCUGCACAGAUUUCUGACCUGGAUCCUACAGAAACUUUGGGAUGUUUUGAAGAAUGGGUUGCCAUUCCCCAAGAAACCUUCCAGAACCUGAUUGAACGUAUGACUGCGAGAGUGGAAGCUGUCGUCAAGGCUAAGAGUGGGCGAGCAGCAUAUUGAAUUCCAGCAUUGACGGUGGAUGGCACCACGAACUUGUGUAAGUCAUUUUCAGCCAGGUGUUCGGAUACUUGUGAUCACAUAUUGUAUGUGGGGUAGUGGUUUUCUGGUUUUUGAGUCAUCAAUAUUGGAAUCAGUCACCUCAAACGAUCUGAAGAUCAGUUAGUACAUUUAUCUCACCUUAACCAGUUUUAUUGAAGUGUUCAGGUUUUGAAAUACUCGAAGCUGUGAAAGACGAUUGCUCGUGAAAUGUUUUACAAACUGAGUUCUUGAAAUAAAGGUUUAUCACAUUAGUUUACAGAUAUUUGCUGUUGUUGCAGAUGUUGUUGUGGACUACAAAACUGGGGGUAGAAAUGAAUAGAGAGAGAAUUCAUCUAUUUCUAUUUUUUAUUUUAAAUAUCCUGUACAAUGAAGUACGUGAUGUUUUUCAUUUAGUGCUGUAUGUUGUGGUUUUAUUACCAUUUCGACCGGCUGCUGAUGGUUUUGCUGCCUGGCGAAGUCAGUGGGGUCUUCCUAUCCUCACUCCUGGCCCCCCUGUCAGCUCUCACCUGCAAGAGCUCAGCCGCCACCUCUUCGUGGCCACGAAACGACGUCGAGUGCAGUGGCAUCCGCCCCCACCGAUUCCUGGCAUUUGGGUCGGCCGAGCCCCUCAGGCUGCACCACAGCCGUGUGACCACACCCUGCAGCCAACUGCAGUGGCAUGUUGUGUCAGCUGGUCCUGGUGCCAACCUCUGCGCUGCCCCCACAUGUCCCUCCCACACUUCUCAGUGCAGGGCGAUCCAGCUGUCCUCGUCCCUCGCCCCCACGUCUGCCCCUGCUGCCAGCAUCGUGGAUAGCUGCUCUUUCGCCCUGUCCUCGGCCGCCUCUAUCAGCCUCCUCCGUCUCUCUUCUACAGAGAGUCAUGUGAUUUCUCCCUGCAGCCAACUGCAGAGGCAUGUUGGGCCAGCUAUUCCUGGUGCCCACCUCUGCGCUGCCCCCACAUGUCCCUCCCACACUUCUCAGUGCAGGGCGAUCCAGCUGUCCUCGUCCCUCGCCCCCACGUCUGCCCUUGCUGCCAGCAUCGUGGAUAGCUGCUCUUUUGCCCUGUCCUCGGCCGCCUCUGUCAGCCUCCUCCCUCUCUCUUCUACAGAGAGCCAUGUGAUCUCUCCCUGCAGCCAACUGCAGAGGCAGUGCCAGCUAUUCCUGGUGCCCACCUCUGCGCUGCCCCCACAUAUCCCUCCCACACUUCUCAGUGCAGGGCGAUCCAUCUGUCCUCGUCCCUCGCCCCCACGUCCGCCCCUGCUGCCAGCAUCGUGGAUAGCUGCUCAUCUGCCCCAUCCUCGGCCGCCUCUAUCAGCCUCCUCCGUCUCUUCUACAGAGAGGCAUGUGAUCUCUCCCUGCAGCCAACUGCAGAGGCAUGUUGUGCCAGCUAUUCCUGGUGCCCACCUCUGCGCUGUCCCCACAUGUCCCUCCUGCACUUCUCAGUGCAGGGCGAUCCAGCUGUCCUCGUCCCUCGCCCCCACGUCUGCCCUUGCUUCCAGCAUUGUGCUGUAAUGCACAUCUCUCUCCGGGAGACAAAUAUUAAUUAUUAUCUGUAGUAAUAUAUUAAGCUACAAAUUAUCAUUUCAAACCUGUGUGGUCUCCGUGGUGUGCCUAGUCGACCACAGGUCCCUGUCAUGCUGCUCACUCUAACAACAGAGUACAUACAGGGUUGAAGACAUGGAGAAAGAAAGGUAUCAUCACAAUUUGAAUGUAGAGUAAUAUAACUUUCUUACCUUUAUUGGUCGUUGUUGCACGCUCGUGGUCCAGUGACGAAUUUCGCCAUCCUCUGCUUGUUAAAUCAAUUUGAGGUCCAGGGUGUGUAUUCUACUGAGUAAGAACUGACACAUAUUUAAACUUCCAACUUUUAUUUUAUAAAUGCUGAUCGUGACGAUAUUCAAUAAUUUUCAAUGUAACAGCUUUUCCAAUACAUCAUUUCGUUCCGUCUAACCUUGAUCUUCUCAAAGCAAGCGUAUUACAAGACGUCUCAACACCAACUGCCCAUUGUCUGUACACCCGCCAAACUCUGGUGCCUGUUCACUGAGCUUACAAACUGUGCAGUACUGCCAACCUUGGUUGUACAUCGAUAUUUUAUACAUCUACGAAAACAUAGUAUGAAAAAUGAAAAGUGUUUAUAAUAUAGUUCUGUGGCAAUAUACCUCAUGAUUGUUCUCAUAUUAACAGUUUCGUAAUAAAAUAAUAAUAUGUUUAUGUUUACGUAAUUAAAGUUCACUUGUUCCUUCAAGUUGAUUGACGGCACCGCACACCUCGCCAGCCAGUGGUAUCGGUAGUUCAAGUAGUCCGUUACACUACACACACACACCCCUCGAGAUUUCAUGCGAAAGAAUAUCGCAUGAGAUCUCGACGGACAUGCAAUGCAAUGAACCACUGACCCUACUACACAAAUACUAACAAUCUUCUUCAAAUGUCCUCUUGUGCCCACCAAUCUUCUCGUCUUGAAUUUUAUCUCCUCAUCUGUCAGGCUUCAGACUUAGUACAUUGGUAAUUAUCCUGGAAUUAUAUAACAAUUAAUGGCACAUAUUUAUAAUGGUAUCUCACCCAGGGCAUUUGUUCUCUAUCAUUCUGGGUUCGAUUACCAAAUUUGACUUACAUAUUUACAUAAACAAAUGUGCAAAGAUUUCUACCAGUUAUUAUUAAACAUGUAAUAUAAAUGCAAUAGUUUUAGAAUAUGGACUUUACAUCAAUUUAAUGUGUGUUUCAUCCUUCUCACAUCAACAAAUGUUUCCCCAAGUAAUGUAGAAUAGAUAACAGUGUGAAUCUUGAAGGGACAGUACAAUGGGAGCAGGUUAACGCAGUCAUCUUCAGUAGUAACAUAUUAUCUUCAUAGUUUUAUAAUAAUUCACAUCAGAGGUGACAGUGCAAUGGGAACCUGUUAACCCAGUCAUCCUUAGUACCAACAUAUUUUCUCAAAGAUAUAUAAUAGUUCAAAUCAGUGAUGGCAGUGCAGUGGGAACAUGUUAACCCAGCCAUCUCUUGCAUCAAAAUAUAGAAAUGAUAGUGUAGAUUGCAACUUGAUUUGGUUUGCAGUAGUGGAUCACUAGUGUUUGAAGUUCAAUAAUUUUUACUAAAUGUGAAUCAGACAAAAUAUAAUUCCCUAACACAUCAUCUCUCUAACCUAAAGAAUAAUGCUUUACAAGCAACAAGAGUGCAUCAAAAUUAUCUAAUCCUAGCUUGUGAUAUCAUAUAGUGUACAAAAAUGAAAGGAAAUAAACUAUAUUAUUGUCAA